AUGUUUCCUAACAGCGUUCAAUCUAUUGCUCAGUUUGCAAGUACGAAAGGGGUUCUCUUUGGAUUAGGACUUACCGUAUCCUCAGAAGACUGCCCUGAACUCCAACCUUCACCCGACGGGCUUACUGCUUCUGAGUUUUUAGAGGAGGCGGCGCAAUGGGGAGUAGACUUCGUUAAGCUCAAUUCGUGCUCUCGAACCCGGGAAGAAGCCGCUGAGGAGUUCGCCAUGUGGGCAGAAGCAGCAAAGACCUCCGCCCCGUCACUGCUGCUCUUCUGUUCCUGGUCCCGUAAACACGUAGCUGCAGAAGAAUUGGGUCAAUUGUGUUCCGAGUGGGAAGAAAGCGAGAGGAUCCACGGGAGCCACGGUAGCCACGGGAGCCACAGAGAGUCUUCUGCGCAUGCAGCUGGCGGCUCUAAUGUGCAUCUGCAAGUCGUAAGAGAGGAAAAAGAAAAGGCAGUUGGUGCUUCUAAUGACCUUCACCAUGGCGAGGGAUCCGAUCACCACAAGCUGGAGUUGGAUAUUUCCUCUGGUGUAGCUAAGAGAGAGAGGCGACUCGCCUCAGCUGCAUUACUCGGCAGACAUGUGACUAUGAGGGUCUCUUCCUUUGACGACUUCUUGCAGCAAGCGGAGUUGAUAGAAGAUCCGGUGUGGCUUGCUGCAGUAUCUGAUCCCCAAGAGGCUAGAGUAAAAAGCAACAGAGGAGACGGAGGUUUAGAGGUAUUGACUCGGCAGCAAGCUGAUGGAGACUGUCUCCUGGGUUUGUUUAACAGAGGGGAGCAGCAACUGUCUGUUGCUGCUGCUGCAGCACAAGUGCUGCAGUGGUGUGGGGUGGAGGGACAGUCGCUCUCAAAAAUCACUCAGGCCUGGACCCAUCUCUCCUCCCAGCACCAGCACCAGCAGCAGCAAGAGCAGCAGCAGCAGCAGAUAGACAACCUUCUUCUGCCUCCUGAUGCUGCUGCUCUUAUGCUUGUAGAGAUGGCAGACCCCUUACUUUCUCUGGACAACUCCGUUGCUUGCUAUGCCAACAUGUUGUUGUAG
Eimeria maxima is the source of this 1038-nucleotide messenger RNA. RefSeq names its product alpha-galactosidase A, putative. Gene Ontology annotation, molecular function: hydrolase activity, hydrolyzing O-glycosyl compounds. Bases 1 to 1038 code for a protein of 345 amino acids. Gene Ontology annotation, biological process: carbohydrate metabolic process. The record is from RefSeq and is a predicted model, not a curated record. The transcript has 8 exons. NCBI's taxonomy places the organism in Eukaryota, Apicomplexa, Conoidasida, Eucoccidiorida, Eimeriidae.